Molecule: messenger RNA, 1311 nt
Organism: Neoarius graeffei (lesser salmon catfish)
Lineage: Eukaryota; Metazoa; Chordata; Actinopteri; Siluriformes; Ariidae
Gene: fgg
Product: fibrinogen gamma chain
Exons: 9
Coding region: 19-1311 (430 amino acids)
Biological process (GO): protein polymerization; platelet activation; blood coagulation
Cellular component (GO): fibrinogen complex
Molecular function (GO): signaling receptor binding
Source: RefSeq, a predicted model, not a curated record
GCUCGAGCAGAGUAAAUCAUGGCUGCGUUCUCACACACACUCACCUCGCUGCUGCUCCUGUUCACACUAACUUCAGCGCAACCGAGAGGAGAUUACGCCACAGACUACUGCGCUCCUGACAUCGCCUUCGGGCGUUACUGUCCCACCACAUGUGGCAUAGAAAAUUAUCUCCAAAAGUACAAGACAGAUGUGCAGAAGGACCUGGAUGAGCUGGAUGUACUCCUGCAGGAGAUUUCCAACGUGACCAAAGAAGCUCAGGAUAAAGUGUUUUAUCUGAAGGACUCAACCACACAGGCACAGAAAGCCUCACCAGAUCUGUACAUCCAGAAGUCAUCAAGCAUACUGGACGAUGUGCUGCAGUUUGAGAGGACCAUCCUCGUUCAGGCGGACCAGAUUUAUGAACUGCAGUCGACUCUGUUAGCUAACGAGAAGCGUCUGACGGAGCUGAAGCAGUUAUCUCUACGGUUGGAGCAGACGUGUGAAGUUCCAUGUAAAGACACAGUGACGAUAAACACCGUCACUGGGAAAGAUUGUCAGGAUAUUGCUAAUAAGGGUGCUAAAGUUAGCGGCCUGUAUUACGUCCAGCCUUUGAAAGCGCAGACGCCGUUCCUCGUGUACUGCGAGAUAGACAGCUCAGGCCGAGGCUGGACCGUGCUUCAGAGGAGACGUGAUGGCAGUGUUAGCUUCAACAGAAACUGGAUCCCGUAUAAAGAAGGCUUUGGUUAUCUUUCUCCUGAUGACAGCACAGAGUUCUGGCUGGGAAAUGAGAAGAUCCACUUGCUGUCUGUUCAGUCCACGAUUCCAUACGUGCUCCGGGUCGAGUUGGUGGACUGGGAUGGAGUCAAAAAAUAUGCAGACUACGCCUCGUUUAGACUGGGUCCUGAAGCUGAUAAGUACCGUCUGACGUACGCUUACUAUUUCGGAGGAGACGCUGGUGAUGCUUUUGACGGGUUUGCCUUCGGUGAUGAUAUCAGUGAUAAACCUCUCACAUCUCAUAACGGCAUGCAGUUCAGCACACCUGACAACGAUAACGACAGGUACAGUGGGAACUGUGCACAGCAGGACGGCUCAGGCUGGUGGAUGAACAAGUGUCACGCUGCUCAUCUGAAUGGAAAAUAUUACGAAGGGGGUAACUACAACCAAAAAGACGUGGGAGAGUUCGGAUUCGAUAACGGCAUUAUCUGGGCCACGUGGCACAGUCGCUGGUACUCGCUGAAGGAGACCACCUUGAAGAUCAUUCCCAUAAACAGAAUCCAUGCUGGAGGCCAGCAGGGUCUGGACUUUAACAAAGGAGACCUCCCCACUCGCUAA